AUGGUAGAUGCUGCUGUGGCCUUGACGAAGUCGGACUUCUUGCAAUUUUCAGAGGCAAUGCAAGGAUUUUUCAAUCAUAUAGCUGAAUUCAUUGGUGGUGAUUUUGGAACAGAUAGAGAGACUUUUACCGAUAGAAAAGAAGUACCCGCCUCCAUUCCGUGUGAAGGAGAUAUUUAUGGACAAUCUAUGGGUUGUUAUCAUUCUGGUGUUCAAUCAGGGGAAAUUCCCAUCUGUGAUGAAUCAGCUCUCUUGAAAUGCCCUUAUUAUACCUACACACCUUGUAGAUUGUCACUGUGUGGAAACUGUUCUUUAACGUGCCAUGUCAAUGGUGAAGAUUUGAAUUGUAAUCAACAAAAUUCAAGCAGAGAUUUUUGUGAACCAAAUCCUUGUAAAAAUGGCGGACACUGUAGAAAAUCAGACUGGAUAAAUCUCCCGCACUUAGUUUCCUGUGAUUGCGCACCAGGUUUUGAAGGAGAGUUCUGUGAGAAUCCUCAAAGUCCUACCCAGAGUUGCUACCUGCAGAGAGAUUCUGGAAAAGAGUUAAAUGGGUGUGGCAAGUCUGAAAAGCGAUGGUAUUUUGAUCAGCAAAGCCAGGAAUGCUAUUCAUUUUUGUAUCAUGGAUGUUUGGGAAAUGCUAAUAAUUUCCCCACAUAUUACGAAUGCCGCAUAUCAUGCAUCAUUGGAGCAUGUUGCUGGAGAUCAACUUUAAAUGCAACCCAUGUUCACGGCUUUGAUAAAGAUGGAUAUGACAGGUAUGGCUUCAAUGCUGAUGGAUUGACGAAAUCUAAGGAAAAACGAACGUUUGAAAAUGGUUACGGAGCCGACAGAGCAGUAUUUCGAUUCUCAGAUUUUGAUUACCAAGGAUAUAACAAAAAUGGUUUAAAUAAAAAUGGAUUUGAUAGGCAUGGAUAUAAUGCAGAUGGAUACCAUUGGAUCACAAAAUUUAAUAUUACAGGAUACGAUGUCUUUGGUGAUUAUGAUGGAAUAAUUGACUUCGAUAAGCAAGGAUAUAACUCUGAUGGUUACAACAGGGCAGGUUUCAACUGCUAUGGACAUUCUAGAGAAGGUUGGAAUUAUUAUGGGCACAGCGCUGGUUGGUCAUACGAAUGCCGAGCUAUGAGCUUGAGAGAAUGCCAAAAAAUUGAAGACGAAACUACUAAGCUUCGCAAACAAGUCAUUUCUUUUGCUCCAGGAAAGAAAUGUGAAGAUGUUCAUUGCGAGCAGUUAUGUGGAUGUAAUUUUCUUUAUGAUUCGUAUCCACUGCAGGCUGAGUUAUCCCUAGGGUGUUCAGUUUGUAAAUGUACUUUGUCAGGUAGCAUAAAAUGUCCAUGUACAACUACAAGCAUCAGGAAAGAAGUUCGGGACAUGACACCGGAAGAAAUGUCUCGCUAUCAAAAUGCUAUAAAAGCGCUUGUAUUACAAAAACCACAUACUGCGUGGUUAAAUUUUACCCAUUUAUACCGCGAGCAUAUUCCUCAAUCCCAUGGAAAUUUAUUAUUUUUGCCUUGGCAUCGUUUUUUUCUUCGCUUUGUUGAACUGAAACUUCAGGAAAUUGAUUGCUCGGUUACCAUACCAUAUUUUGACUGGACAAUGGAUGUAGGAGACUUAGGAAAUUCAGCAGCAUUUCAAGCUAACUAUUUUGGUGGAAAUGGAGAUAGCAAAAAGGAUAAUUGUGUUAGAAAUCAUCCUUUUAAGACGUAUCAUCCAACUUAUUGGCAACCUUGUUUAAAAAGGAAUUUCAAUGAUUCAGUGCAAUUACCAAAUGCUGUAGAAAUUGAAAAAAUUAUGAGGCUGGAGUCGUUUGAGGAUUUCAGUGCAUCGUUGGAUAAGAUUAGCGGAUUGUUUCAUUUAUAUGUUGGUGGACAUAUGGCAACUCCUGAUGCAGCAUACGAUCCAAUUUUUUUCUCUCACUAUGCAUUUAUUGAUAAAAUCUGGUAUGAAUGGGUUGUGGAAAGUCCGAACAAUAUCCAAAAGUUUCCUUAUCAGGAACGAUAUAAAACUUUAAAUCCGUUCAGUGUUGUGCCAGACGAUGUGCUUUUGAGUAUGAGCCAGAUAUGCGUAACGUAUGUACACUCUACAGAGGGAGCACCGUGUAUAGCAGCUUCUGGAAGCAGCAGACUUCCAAGUGCUGGCAUAAAAUCAAGUGUUUUUGAUGCUGAAGGCUAUGACAUUGACGGAUAUAAUACGCCUGGUUUUGACCGAAUGGGAUGGACACGUAAUGGAUUCUUUAAAGAUUCGUACAAUAGAGAUGGUUUUGAUGCGCUUGGCUUCGACCAACGAGGUUACAAUCGGUAUGGCUUUGACAGAACUGGAUGCAACAGUUAUGGCUUUUGUAUAACCCAAACCUCACCAAGAUUGAACUUGCAGAGAAAUACACCUUGGGAAAAUUACAAUGAGUUAGGCAUGAGUUCAACAGGAUUUAAUUUUAAUGGUUUUGAUAACUAUGGAUUUGACUAUGAUGGUUUCGAUGAAAAUAACUGUUCCUAUUUCUUCAAUGGUCCAUUUUAUCCUAUUUUUAUGAGAAAAGCAAAGGUUGAAUUAAAAAUGCUCUCUAAUGAAGAACUGAACCACGUUAAGAGGAUUUGUCCAACUAUGUCAGAUACUAAUUCCUGGUGGGAUACUGUAUAUUGGCUAAACAGAAGAGAAUACUUACGAAGAAUAAAUUUCAUUAACUUGGCUCUACCUUAUUCAGAAGAAAGUUUCUCACCUUUAAGUGGAUGCAUGCACAAUGACGAUUUCUAUAUAAAUGGAGAAACGUUCGUUGAUGGUCGUAACCCGUGCUUGAUAUGCAAUUGCAAGAAUGGCUCAGUGUUAUGUUCUGGUGUCGAAUGUGCCCCCAUUAAACCCUGUUUGGAACAUGCCGUAAUUACUCUGCCAGGACAGUGUUGCCCGAAAUGCUCAAUGUGUGGACCACAUCAUAAAGGCUCUUACUGGAUGGAGAGUCCAUGUCAUAACUGCACGUGUGAAGACGGAAAUGUUCAUUGUUCGGUUAUUGAAUGCUCAAUGCCACAUUGUCAAUACCCAGCUCGAUCUGAAAAUGAAUGCUGUCGGCAUUGUGACGGUUGUCAGUACGAUGGUCGUGAAUACCAAAAUGGAGAUUUUUUUUCACCCAAUUUCAAUCCUUGUUUGAAUUGUUCUUGUAAGCCUGAAAGGCACACAUUUAGUUCUAAGAAAAUUGAUGACGUGUUUGUACCGAAAGUAACAGCUGAGUGCUCGCUCUCUCUCAGAGAGACAGGACCUGAUGUUUCAGAAUGCAAGUACGAAAAUCGAGAAUAUGAGAAUGGUGAGCGAUGGAGAAGUUCAUCCGAUUCUUGUGAGAUUUGUCUGUGCAUGAUGCAAUUUUCUCCUCCUGAUGACCCGUGUGCACGUUGCGUAUGUCGAAGAGGUAAUAUAACGUGCGUUAGAGAGACAUGUCCGAAUUUAUUAUGCCGUGUGACCGAACUGCCAGCUGGUGCUUGCUGCCCUGUUUGCAAAGGUCAAGUAAUACAGCAUGGUCAGAAAUGGAUCCACCCUUCCGACGUUUGCCAAGUAUGCUCAUGUCAAGAAGGGAUCAGCAAAUGUGAAAGGAUGUCUUGUGAAAUCUUGUGCACGCAUCCUGUUAUGACACCUGAUAACUGCUGUCCCAACUGUAACGGUUGUCAAGUUUCAGGAAGAGUAUACAAGAUCAAUGAAGAAAUACCGUCCUCAGAUCCUUGUCGUAGAUGCUUCUGCUUCGGUGGAAAUAUGGAAUGUGAGUCCCUUCGCUGUCCACAAGUGACUUGUAAUAAACCAGAACUAAAGCCAGGGGACUGUUGCCCAUCAUGUACCCACUGUCUUUUCCGAGGUUUGAUGUAUGAGGAUAACGAAGAAUUCCAACCUCCAUCAGACACAUGUUAUAGAUGCACAUGCGAUAAAGGAGCUGUUCAUUGUGAGAAACGACACGUAUGCAGCCCGCAGUGCACUGACCCCAUAAAGCUUCCUGGUCAAUGCUGUCCACUUUGUGAUGGCUGUGAAUAUGAAGGAACAGAGAUCAGAAACAAGGAGAUUUUCACUCCCAAUCCUGAAGAGCCGUGUUUAGAGUGUGAAUGCAAGAAUUCCAUUGCCGCAUGUCACCAAACCGACUGCCCACCGACUAAUUGCCUGCAUCCUGCUGCUCCAUUUGGGGUUUGCUGUCGAGAAUGUGAACAUUGUGAAUUUACCCAUAGAUUGUAUAGAAAUGGUCAAGAAUUUACGCAUGACGAUGAUCCUUGUCAGAUAUGUAACUUGCUUUGCCUCAGAACCGAAUGCCCUAAUCCACAGUUUGGACAAUGUUGCGAAGCAUGUGAUGGUUGUUCGUAUGCGAACAAAAACUACAUGGACCAUGUCACAUUCAACGAUCCUUUGAACUCGUGUCGCCAAUGUGAGUGCGAAAGCGGAGUCGUAUCAUGUCAGCAAAAGACAUGCGAAUCUAUGCCCUGUAAAAACCCUAUAAUGAUGGAAGGUGAAUGCUGCCCUAUUUGUCAAGACUGUAUUUACAAACACCAAUCAUAUGCCAAUGGUGCAGUGUUCAACGAUCCUGAUGAGCCUUGCGCAGAAUGUUAUUGCCAGUUUCCUGAUGUUUUUUGUGAUCAUCAAAAGUGCCUUCAACAAGGAUGCGGUGCUCCCAUUAAUGGAGAAUGUUGCGAUAGUUGUUCAGAUUGUGAAUUUUACGGAGAGUUUUAUAAAGCUGGAACUAAAUUUGAACAUCCUCGAAAUCCUUGCGAAAUGUGCUCCUGUCAGGAAGGAAUGAUAACUUGUUUCGAGGAAACCUGUUUGGACAUGCAUUGCACUCAUCCUGUUGAAGUUGACUGCUGCUUUGUCUGCAACGCUGGAUGCGCGUUUGAAAACGUUCUUUAUACCGAUUUACAAGUGUUUGAAAACCCUAAAAAUGCUUGCGAAGAAUGCAUCUGUUCAAAAGGAAAUAUCACUUGUGAUCACAAAAAAUGCCAUGACAAUAUGUGCAAAUAUCCUGCUACAAGCGAUUGUUGUCCAAUAUGUUCAGGAAUAAACUACACCAACCAAGAGCGCUUCAUACCUCCAGGAAGCCCAUGCGAAGAAUGCAUUUGCAAGAAUGGCACAGUUACAUGCCACAAAUUGUCCUGCAGUUUGCCUUCCUGUUCAAAUCCUGUAAUACUAGCAGGAGAAUGUUGUCCUGUUUGCAAAGGAUGUAUAUUUCAUGGAAUGCAAUUCAAUGAGAAUGAGGAAUUUUCUCACCCAGAAAAUGUUUGCGAAAAAUGUACAUGUAAGGAUAGCCUUGUUGCAUGCACAAAGAAAAUAUGCCACCAAAAUUGCACUCAUCCUACACCAGAUCCAUGUUGUCCUGUGUGCAACAGCUGCAUGUUUGAAACAAUCAUUUAUUCGAACGGCGAAGUAUUUAGUCCGGAUGCUUGUAGGAGUUGUGAAUGCAAGGAUGGAAAUGUUCUCUGUACAUCAGAAGUUUGUCCAACACUAACUUGUCAUUUGCGAUCACGUCUGCCUGGCAAAUGCUGCGAAACUUGUCGAGGUUGUGUUUAUGAAGGUAAUGAGUACGAAAAUAAUGCUACUUGGGUUGCGUCUUCUAACCCUUGCCUAUCUUGCGCAUGUAGAGGUGGAACAGUAUCUUGCAUGAAUAUUGUAUGCCCAGUUGAAUGUGCUGAUCCUAUUCCGGUUCCAGGGCUAUGCUGUCCUAUGUGUCCUGAUUGUGAACACGGAGAUAAGAGAUACAAAUCGGGAGAGAAAUUUUCACCUGAGGAUCAGCCUUGUGAUAGAUGUGCUUGUGACUCUGGGCAUGUAUUCUGCAUACGCCAUGAGUGUCCUACUCUUGUCGGAUGUCCUGAAGAAUCCAUAAAACCUCCCGAGAAAGGAGAAUGCUGUCCAACCUGUGCAGGAUUUGGAACGACAUGCAAUCGAGAUCAAAUUGGACAAACAUUUCAACCGACAUCGGAUCCAUGUUUUGUCUGUCAGUGUGCUGACAAUUUUAUGUGGAUGUGCUCUAAAGAGUUUUGCCCUUAUAUCAAUUGCCCGAAAGAUGAACUUAUUAAAUCAGAAAAAGAUUGUUGUUCAAAAUGCAGAGUUUGUAUUUCUGAGGGACAUGAAAUUCAUGUUAAUGGAGAUAUUUGGUCAUUGGCCAACGAUUCUUGCACCCAAUGUUUCUGUGAUUUUGGAAUCAUCAAAUGCCAGAAAAUCACUUGCCCUGAAAUUAGUUGCCAGGUGGGUGAGAUGCAACUUCUGUAUCCAGGCGAUUGCUGUCCUGUAUGCACUUCGUCGAAGGACAUGUCCUGCGAUUAUAGUGGAAAUCAUUUUGAGCAUGGACAAAAGUGGAUUCCUGAUCCGUGCACAACGUGUCAGUGUGUUAGGGGGAAGAUGACGUGUCAUAAUGAAAGAUGCCUCCCCCUCGAUUGUACUUCAGAUGAAAUCCCAUCGGUAGAUCCUGGCCAGUGUUGUCCAAAAUGCAUUCCACGUCCUGCUACUUGCAUUGCAUUUGGCGAUCCUCACUACCGCACGUUUGAUGGAGCUGCCAUCUCCUUUCAAGGAACUUGCCGUUAUGUUUUGACGGCUGACUGUGCCACACAAAAGUUUUCCAUAAUUGUGGAAAAUAACGAUAGAGGAUUCAAUGGAGUUUCGUGGACACACAGAGUCGUCAUCGUCCUGCAAAAUGCAUCGGUUGAUCUCCGGGCGGGGCCAGCAGUUUAUAUAAAAGGAAAACACAUCGAACACCUCCCGUACUUUAAUGAACCUUUCCUUUACAUUGAAAAAACAAGUGCAUCUGUUCUGGUUACGACAGACGUUGGAGUUAAGGUUUUAUGGAAUGGCGAUGGUUAUGUUGAGGUAGUUGUUUCUGGCAUUUAUAGGGAAAAGACUUGCGGUCUUUGUGGAAAUUUUAAUAAUUUCCAGGAAGAUGAUAUGCGCACACCUACCAAUGAAAUUGUUACAUCAGAAGCUCAGUUUGGUAACAGCUGGAAACAUCGAGGGAGUCAAACUGAGAGCUGCACCGAUUCUGUCGAUAUAGACCCUUGCUCAAAAGGUGGCUACCGAAUCCGGAAAAUUGCAAACAGCAAAUGUUCAGUCUUAAAACAAAGUUUAUUUGCCUCUUGUCACAUCUUCAUUCCACCGGAACCAUAUUUUGCGGCCUGUGUUUAUGAUGUGUGUGCCUGCUCAGAAAAUGAUGAAUGCUUAUGCGAUAUUUUGUCAGCUUAUUCCCAAGAGUGUGCUAAAGCUGGAGUCAUUUUAAAUUGGAGAAGCGAAGGACUUUGUGGUGUCCUCUGCUCUGAAGAUGAAGGCUUGGUUUUCGAUGAAUGUGGCCCACCGUGCCCCAGAACAUGUGAAAAUAUCAAUUUACCAAUGAGCAUCUUAGCUGCUCAAUGUUUUAAACCUUGUAUUCCAGGAUGUCAGUGUUCUGCUGACAAAGUUCUUUACAAUGGUCGAUGCAUUCGACCAGAACUGUGUCCGUAAAAGCGCAAAAUUUUGAAUAAAAUUAA
This is a messenger RNA of Uloborus diversus, 7454 nucleotides long. Its product is annotated as kielin/chordin-like protein. The transcript is spliced from 42 exons. The coding region runs from base 1 to 7428 and encodes 2475 amino acids. NCBI's taxonomy places the organism in Eukaryota, Metazoa, Arthropoda, Arachnida, Araneae, Uloboridae. Gene Ontology annotation, molecular function: serine-type endopeptidase inhibitor activity; protein binding; oxidoreductase activity. The record is from RefSeq and is a predicted model, not a curated record.